ACUUCCUCACAGCAAUCCCUCCAAAAUGGCAAAGCAAUUCACCACCGCCGAGGUCGCCCAGCACAAGGAUGAGAGCAACGGCUUGUGGAUCAUCGUAGACACGGGCGUGUAUGACAUUACAAACUUCCUUGACGAGCACCCCGGCGGCCCCAAGAUCCUCAAGAGGAUGGCCGGCAAGGACUCGACCAAGCAGUUCUGGAAGUACCACAACGCCAAGGUGCUGGAGAAGUACGGGCCCAAGCUCAAGGUCGGCGAGGUCAAGGAGGCGGCGAAGCUGUGAUGACGUUUUUGUCGUCGAGGUUCCUCACUGCCGUUGUGCCACCAGAACGGCAAGGGGGGUGAGAUGAAUGUGAUUUUAUAGAAGCGAUCUUGAAUUUUUUAUUUUUUAUUUUUUAUUUUAUUUUUUUUUGCGAGCAGAUUUCUCAGAUUUUCUCUCCUUUUAGGCUGUUGGAAAUAGACCCGUCAUAUUGAAUGUCAACCUUCAAUUUGG
This is a messenger RNA of Cryphonectria parasitica EP155, 490 nucleotides long. Its product is annotated as cytochrome b5. Gene Ontology annotation, molecular function: heme binding. Lineage: Eukaryota; Fungi; Ascomycota; Sordariomycetes; Diaporthales; Cryphonectriaceae. The record is from RefSeq and is a predicted model, not a curated record. The transcript has 2 exons. Bases 26 to 280 code for a protein of 84 amino acids. Gene Ontology annotation, cellular component: intracellular membrane-bounded organelle; membrane.